Molecule: messenger RNA, 2077 nt
Organism: Lolium rigidum
Lineage: Eukaryota; Viridiplantae; Streptophyta; Magnoliopsida; Poales; Poaceae
Product: sucrose transport protein SUT4-like
Exons: 14
Coding region: 1-1812 (603 amino acids)
Biological process (GO): transmembrane transport
Cellular component (GO): membrane
Molecular function (GO): sucrose:proton symporter activity
Source: RefSeq, a predicted model, not a curated record
AUGGACUCCGGCGGCGGGGGAGGCGGGGCCACGGCAAUCCGGGUGCCGUACCGCCACCUCCGCGACGCCGAGAUGGAGCUAGUCAGCCUCAACACCACCUCCUCCAGCCCACGCGCUCCAAAGGACCACCAGACGCGCCGGGAGGGCGAGGACGGCGGCGGGGCGGGCAGCAGGAACGGCGACACUCCCAAGUACCGGGUCGUGCUGGCAUGCAUGGUCGCCGCGGGAGUCCAGUUCGGCUGGGCGCUCCAGCUCUCCCUCCUCACGCCCUACAUCCAGACUCUAGGAAUAGACCAUGCCAUGGCAUCCUUCAUUUGGCUCUGUGGCCCAAUCACCGGUUUCAUAGUUCAACCUUGCGUUGGUGUGUGGAGUGACAAGUGCCGCUCCAAGUACGGAAGGAGACGGCCCUUCAUUUUGGCUGGAUGCAUAUUGAUAUGUGCCGCUGUAACUUUGAUCGGGUUUUCUGCAGACCUCGGUUACAUGUUAGGGGAUACCACCGAGCACUGCAGUACAUACAAAGGUCUAAGAUAUCGAGCUGCUAUUAUUUUCAUUCUGGGAUUCUGGAUGUUGGACCUUGCAAACAAUACAGUGCAAGGACCUGCACGUGCCCUUUUGGCUGAUCUUUCAGGUCCUGGUCAAUCUAAUUCGGCGAAUGCAAUAUUCUGCUCAUGGAUGGCCGUUGGAAAUGUUAUUGGCUUUUCAGCUGGUGCAAGCGGGAACUGGCACAAGUGGUUUCCUUUUCUAAUGACAAGAGCCUGUUGCGAAGCUUGUGGUAAUUUGAAAGCAGCUUUCUUAAUUGCAGUUGUAUUCCUUGUGUUUUGUAUGUCUGUUACCCUUUACUUUGCUGAAGAAAUCCCGCUGGAACCAAAGGAUGUACACCGGUUAUCUGACUCUGCCCCUUUACUGAAUGGCUCUAGAGAUAAUGAUGGUGCAUCGAGUGAACAAACCAACGGAAGAGUUAACGGUCACGCGGAUGCAAACAAUGCUCCAGCUAGCUCCAGUCCUGAGGAUUUUGUAGAUGUGGGCUCCAACUCGAACAAAGACACCGUUGAGGCUUUCAAUGAUGGACCAGGAGCGGUUUUGGUUAACAUUUUGACUAGCAUGAGGCAUCUACCUCCUGGAAUGUAUUCCGUGCUUCUGGUUAUGGCUCUCACAUGGUUGUCAUGGUUUCCCUUUUUCCUUUUCGACACUGACUGGAUGGGGCGUGAGGUUUAUCACGGGGACCCAAAUGGAAACUUGAGUGAAAGGAAAGCUUAUGACGAUGGUGUCCGAGAAGGUGCAUUUGGUUUGCUAUUGAAUUCAGUUGUCCUUGGGAUUGGCUCUUUCCUUGUUGAUCCAUUGUGCCGUAUGAUGGGCGCUAGAUUGGUUUGGGCAAUCAGCAACUUCAUAGUGUUUGUCUGCAUGAUGGCUACGACAAUACUAAGUUGGAUCUCAUUUAACCUGUACUCAAGUAAACUUCAUCACAUCAUCGGAGCAGAUAAAACAGUCAGAAAUUCAGCGCUGGUUCUUUUCUCUCUUCUCGGAUUGCCACUCUCUAUCACUUACAGCGUUCCGUUUUCUGUGACUGCUGAGCUGACUGCCGGAACAGGAGGUGGCCAAGGUUUGGCCACUGGAGUUCUAAAUCUCGCUAUCGUCGCUCCUCAGAUAGUAGUCUCACUCGGAGCAGGUCCAUGGGACGCCCUCUUCGGGGGAGGGAACGUCCCCGCAUUUGCCCUGGCUUCGGUCUUCUCGCUGGCAGCCGGAGUGCUUGCAGUGCUAAAGCUACCUAAGCUGUCAAACAACUACCAAUCCGCCGGCUUCCACGUUGGCUGAACCGGAAACCAGCGGCUGUUUGUAAUAUCCAGAUACUUAGUCCCAACACUACUAAACCCCGUAGCCCAUUUUGACAUUCGUUAUAUGGAAAUGAUUCAUUUUUCCCUCCCUGCGGGAUACAGAAUAAGACUAGAAGAUAUAGAGAUUAGGGUAGAGAGAUAGUUAGGCCUUUGUGCAUACAAGCAAGUCAAUGCGAAGUUGUAAAAACAAGCUGUGUCUACAUGUUUUGUUGACAGUAUAUUCAAGAGAAACUUUUACACUGGCA